Calypte anna (Anna's hummingbird) is the source of this 2205-nucleotide messenger RNA. RefSeq names its product one cut homeobox 3 (gene ONECUT3). NCBI's taxonomy places the organism in Eukaryota, Metazoa, Chordata, Aves, Apodiformes, Trochilidae. The record is from RefSeq and is a predicted model, not a curated record. Gene Ontology annotation, biological process: regulation of transcription by RNA polymerase II. Gene Ontology annotation, molecular function: DNA-binding transcription factor activity, RNA polymerase II-specific; RNA polymerase II cis-regulatory region sequence-specific DNA binding. Gene Ontology annotation, cellular component: nucleus.
GGCCACCAUGGAGCUGGCGAUGGAGAACCUGGGCAGCCUGCACGGAGUCCCGCACUCGCAACCCGCCGAGCUGCUGAGCCCGGCGCACGGGCGGCAAGGCUCACACCGCAACCUGGUCCCGCACGGCCGGCCCGCCAUGGUAUCGGGCAUGGCCUCCAUCCUGGAGGGGGGAGAUUACCGCGCCGAGCACAGCCUGGCCGCCCCGCUGCACCCCGCCAUGAGCAUGUCCUGCGAGUCCCCCUCCGGCAUGAGCCUGAGCAGCACCUACACGACGCUGACCCCUCUGCAGCACCUGCCCCCCAUCUCCACCGUCUCGGAGAAGUUCCACCACCCUCACCACCACCACCAUCACCACCACCCGCACCAGCGCCUGGCCAGCAACGUGAGCGGCAGCUUCACCCUCAUGCGCGACGAGCGGAGCUUGCCUCCCAUGGGCAACCUCUACAGCCACUAUCCCAAGGACAUGCCGGCCAUGGGGCAGCCCCUCUCGCCCCUGCCCAACGGGCUGGGGAGCCUGCACAACGCCCAGCAGCCGCUGGCCCCCUACGGUCCCGGGGGCCACUUGCCCAACGAGAAGAUGCUCUCGCCAACGGCUUCGACUCUCACGCCGCGAUGUUUGUCCCGGGGAGAGGAGCACCUGGCGCGGGGGCUGGCGGCCCCCAGCUCGGCCAUGAUGCCGCCGCUCAACGGGAUGCACCCGCACGGGCACCGCACGCCCAACCCGGUGGGUUCCCUCCUGGGCGAACGGGAGCGUCAGGCCUCGGCCACCGGCUCCCAGCCCGGCGGCUCCGGGCAGGUUGAGGAGAUCAACACCAAGGAGGUGGCUCAGAGGAUCACGGCCGAGCUGAAGCGUUACAGCAUCCCGCAAGCCAUCUUCGCUCAGAGGAUCUUGUGCCGCUCCCAGGGGACCCUCUCGGACCUGCUGCGGAACCCCAAGCCCUGGAGUAAGCUCAAAUCGGGCCGGGAGACUUUCCGGAGGAUGUGGAAAUGGUUGCAGGAGCCGCAAUUUCAGAGGAUGUCGGCGCUCAGGCUGGCAGCUUGCAAACGCAAGGAGCAGGAGCAGCAGAAGGACAGGAGCCUGCAGCCCAAGAAGCAGAGGUUGGUGUUCACAGACCUCCAGCGCCGCACCCUGAUCGCCAUCUUCAAGGAGAACAAGCGCCCGUCCAAGGAGAUGCAGAUGACCAUCUCCCAGCAGCUGGGCCUGGAGCUCAACACUGUCAGCAACUUCUUCAUGAACGCCCGCCGGCGGUGUAUGAAUCGCUGGCAGGAGGAGCCAGGCACCACCCCUGGGGUCCCCUCUUCUUCUACAAGCACUUUCUCCAAAGCAUGAUGGCCCCCAGCCCCCCGCCCCUCGCCCUCCUCAUGACAAAGCCAACCCCAGACUCACACGCACACCCCAAGAUGAGGGGGUUGGGUGCUUUUGGGUGCUGCGGGUCCCUCAGCCCCCCAGACACUCACCCGGGUGUCACCCUCGGGCAGGGGGCUCGUGUCCUGUCCCACUGCCACGUCCUCCCAGCUCGUGGAACGGGGUUGGGGUGGGCACCCGGGUCAGCUCUGUCCCCCUGAGGACUUGGAGGAAAAGCCUGUGGAGCAAGGGAUGAGGUGGGAUGGAGGGAGAGGGCAAGAUGCUGCUGGGAAGCAUCCCUGGAAUCACAGAACCUUGUCCUAACCUGCCCACCAGGGGUGUUGGGGAAAGGGGCACCCUCUGUUCCUGCCCCCUCCCCAGCCUGGGACUCUGCCUCACGGGGAGGGUGGAAGGAGAGGGAGACUCAAGGAGUGGAGUUGUGGGGCUGGGUUCUGGCACAACCCCACCAAACCAAGGCCAAACCCCCCUGGUUCAAAGGGGGACAAACAGGGAAAACGCUCUCCCCCUGUGUCCUGGAAGGUGACUCUGAGCUCCUGACAGGUCUCUGGCUGCUGAACCCCUUGGGGAACCCCUCUGAGCAGGGCUCCCCAGGGCAGCCAGGGCCACCCCAGGGCCUUUUCCCCAAAGAUUUGGAAAACACGAUCCAGGACGAUCCUUUAGCCCCAGCCUUCUCCACAGGCAUCUUCCUCCAACCCCUCCACCCCUGCCCCUGCUUCCCAGACACCCCCAAGAGCACCCACACUCUCAAACCCUCCAGGCACCCCACAAGAGCACCCAUCCCAUCCCUGGAUCCUUCCUGGAGAAACUCCCCGGCAAAGGAGACGCCGUGGCACCCGAGC